GUGACAGUCGCAUAUUCUCAUCACAAAAGUAAACGCCACAAAGUGAUCAAUUGAAAAUAGGAGUUCUUGCAUACCGGGGAACUUGAUCAGCGCAUCUCAUUUAUAGCAAAGCAGAUAAUUUCUAAGCUGCAACGCAACCAGCAACUGCACAGAUAGCCAACUACAAGGGUGGCAUACACCGACUUCAACAUGGCGACUUUAUCGACAUUCCAUUGGAACCCCGCGCGCCUUCUUCAGGAGGAUGAUACUACAGAUAGCUAUGCUCUUCUGAUCCUCAAUCAGCCCCUCAAAAACAGCGCCAACCUCAGGCGACUUUGGAAGAAUGCGGCUGUUCGAGUGGCUGCUGACGGCGGCGCAAAUCGUCUACAUGCCAUUUCAACAUUUCAUGGCAAAUUUGCCAAUCUCCAAGUCAUCAUUGGUGAUCUCGACUCUCUGACCCCCACUGUCCGUCAGUUUUACACUUCUCAGCCAAAUGCUACUGAGGUGAUUAAGGAUGAUGAUCAAGAGUCGUCCGACUUUGGCAAGGCAGUUGCCUGGAUCAGAAAGACACAGCCCAGCGAUACUGACACCGUUGUCAUUGGUGGUAUCGGUGGUAGAGUUGACCAGGGUCUGAGCCAACUACAUCAUAUUCACCUCUUCCAGAAAGACCCAACAUACUCACAAGGCCGCAUGUACCUGCUUUCCGGAUCCAGCUUCACGUUCUUACUUAAACCAGGCAAACACGAAAUCAGGGUCAGAAACGACGGUGAAGACGACGUGUUUGCCAAAUACGUUGGCAUCAUCCCCCUGGAAGGCCCAAGCACCAUCUCUACUAAAGGUCUCGAAUGGGAUGUUACAAACUGGGAUACACGCAUCGGUGGUCGCAUCAGUACCAGCAACCACAUUCUACCAGAAACAAAGAUUGUCGAGAUUGAAACGACUCACGACGUGAUUUUUACCGUCGCUUUACGCCAGGGCGACAACGAUGACGAUGCAUGAACUCUAAAACCAGGACAAAACAACUAAAAACAAAAGGAAUUUUUGGAUAUAUUCUGAAGUAUAUUAAUCAUUACGACCCUGUUCCAUUGACUGCAAACCGAUAUAACGCCGCGCUAGAUGCUCUAUGUGCCCAUUUUUAACUUUCGUUUCUAUGCCACCACUGCCACAAACAUUGCUUAUCGCAAGUAGUGCAAAACGAGCCAGCAAAACAGGAAGAAGAUCACUACACCAGCGUAGAAAAUCCACUUGUCUUCCUUGGCCCGGCGUUCCACCAUGCGGAUCGUCUCACCGCUGACGCCAAGAGUGUUGGCAACGCUGUAGAGUCGCUUUUGUGUGUUCUUCAGCAUCUCGCGCUGCUGACCCAGGUCUCCCAGCACGGCCUGGCCGCGGGCAAUAUAGUCAUCAAGAGCCUGGUUUGUGUUGGCGAAGAAAUUUUGUUCUCUAAAGGCGUGUGCCUCGCGCAUUUCGUCGCCAGAGCCGGUGCUCAUGACGUUGGACGGUUGGGAGCUCUGGGGGAAGGCGGGGUUGCUGGUUGUGACAUUUGCGUAUGGAUUUUCGGGUGUCGCAUUGUACGGCCGACGGCCAAGAAGUUCGGCUCUGUUGUUCUGAUGCUGUGCCUCCUCGCGCGCCUUCUUGAGCGAGUCCAUUUGGUUGCGGAAGCCGGACAGAUCCUCGCGGAAUUUCUUUACUCUGCUGAAGGCUUCUUCCUGUUUCUUAGGAACGAUUUCCUGGCGGGCAAGGCUAUUGUACUCGUCGAGAGACUUUGUGAAUGACGCUAUCGAAGCAGAGAUGUUGCCAAUCUCGCCGGGUGUUGCUUGACCUUUGCUUUCCAGCUCGCCUAAGUCAUUGCGGAUAGACUUGCUC
[Torrubiella] hemipterigena is the source of this 1842-nucleotide messenger RNA. The record is from the annotation of a GenBank genome assembly. NCBI's taxonomy places the organism in Eukaryota, Fungi, Ascomycota, Sordariomycetes, Hypocreales, Clavicipitaceae.